This is a messenger RNA of Ceratina calcarata, 5996 nucleotides long. It is a transcript of the gene nclb, whose product is annotated as PWP1 homolog no child left behind. The coding region runs from base 482 to 5299 and encodes 1605 amino acids. NCBI's taxonomy places the organism in Eukaryota, Metazoa, Arthropoda, Insecta, Hymenoptera, Apidae. The transcript is spliced from 12 exons. The record is from RefSeq and is a predicted model, not a curated record.
AACUGUCAAUAGUGUCAAUUGGUGCUUUACAUAAUGCGCGCAUGUUUAGAGUUUAGACGUACGCGGAGUCGCGGAGUUGUUCAGUUUCUCUUUCGCACUUAUGCCUUGUUCUCAUCUUGGACGUUCAAACAAUCUUACCGAUUUUAUUAUUCUUACUGCACGGCGGGUGCCUUUAUCGAAUCUUUCGUUUGUCUCCCCAGUUUUUCUGUCAUGAACAUUCUGUCUAAUAAGCCCGAGAAAGUGCUAUCUUUUUGAAGGUCGUAUUUAAACUAUUAAUUUAUUCUUACAUAUAGAAACUAAUUGAGAACCUCUUAAAUCACACAGUGACAGUAGAUGUGACAGUGCCGGACAUUCGAACACAACACUGAUUAUUUUAACUGUUAAAUAUUUUUUCUUUUUUUGAGUUUAAUAAAAAUAUAAUAGAUGGCAUAAAUGCGACUACGAAUAAUAACAAACUGUUCAUGAAAUUAAGCUAGCUGGCAUGGAUAUAACAGAUGGAAUGGAUAAAUCAUGGGAUCAUCCGUGGACUACAGAAGAAAUGCGAGAAAAAAGAAGGGAAUGGAGUUUAGCAGGUGACGCAGGACUUCUUAAACACCUUCAACAAUUUUCUGAGAAUUUGGUAUCCAGGGCAAAUAAAACUCAAGAAGUUGUAGAUUCAUUAACUACUCAGUUAAAUGAAGCAGCAAUAUUUGUAGAUAAUCUUACCAAUACGUCUUUAGCUUUGGCCAACACUCAAUUUAUUGAGAGUCGUGUGCAAAAAGAUGAUAUAGACAUUGGAAAACGUGAAGAAACAUCAAUUGAGGAAUCGAAGGAUCAAGAUUUGGUAACUGCAGAUUUAAUAGCUAGCGUGAGUGAAAGUGUGAAGCAAGGUCUAAAUAUAAUGUAUGAGAAAUAUGAGGAAAGGGAGUUUGUUGAUAGUGAUAGUGAUGAAGAGGAUAAUAAAGUUGUCCUGAGUGUUGUGUUGGGGCCAAAUAAUCCAUACCAAGAUCGUCCUUUACCUGACGUAAUUGGUUCUGAGAAAUGGAUGAACUCGAGUAAAAUUGGUUUAGAAAGCAGUAGCAGUAGUGAAUCUGAACAAGUAGAUGAAGAAGAGGAAUCAGAAACUGAAGACGAUGGCACAGCACCGUUUAAAGAUUUUAGUAUGAAUGCUGCACAAAAGACAAAUAUUGUUGGAUCGUUACCUUCUUUGAACGAACCAGAUUACACUAAAAGAAAUGAUAUGACAUACAUGGACAGUGAAAAAUUAGAUGCCGUUAGUCAGAACAAUAUAGAUUCUGUUCCUGAAUCAAUUUCACCUAAUGAAAAUGUAGCAAAGAUGCCGUUACCAAACAAUGUACAACCGAAUUUUGCAGAAGAAUUGGCCAAGCGAUUAGGUACAGUACGGCAAAUUCAAAAACCUGUUGUACAUGAUAAGAGUGAGACGUCGAUAAAUCGUUCUAAAGACGAGCUUCUCGCAACAGAAGAAAAUGAAAGUGGCAUAAGUGAAAUAUCCAAAGCCGUAUUUAGCGGAACUAAAGAAUUUUUAAAUAAUCAGCAUACGGAAAAUUCGUGGAAGGAAAAGCCGAUUAAAUCAUAUAAAACUAAUAACAUUAUACCUGCUAGUAUCGAUGUACCACCUCCGAUUAAUACAGUGUCUACGAAACCAAAAUCUGCAAUUGAUGAUCUUUUCGGUGACGCUGAUUCUGAAGAUUCUGAUGAUAUUUUCUCGCCGAAAAAUGUAAUUAAACCGAUUGCAAAAACCAAACAACCCAACAACAAUAAUCCUGUAGCGCAGGCAGGAGAUGUGAAAAAAAAUCAUUUAGAUAUCAUAGCUCCUGGAGCAACUAAUAAUAUGGUCACAAGUACACCAGAAACUAAUACAAAUAAUACUAAUGCAUUUAGCGACGAUGAAGACAGUGAUCUUUUCGGAUCAUCUAAAAAUCAACAAUCAACUAAAAAAAAACCUGUGGGAGGAAUACCAGUACUUCGAAAUAUUUUAACUUCAGACGUUCAAAGUAAAACAACAAAUAGAGUAUCGCUGGCUCAGUCACCUGAAUCUUCUGGUAAUAACAUGCCGGAGAAUGAGAAAAGUAAUGCAAACAAUGUACCAACGCUUGAUCAAUCGCGGUAUAACAUCUUAAACGAUAAUACGCAAGGUUCCAGUAUAAUAUAUCCAGCUGACGUAAAUGAAAGUAGCUACAGCAGCGGAAUAUCAAUCCACCCACCGAGCGUUAACAAUACAGGAGGUUCGAGUAUAAAUGAUUUCCAGCCACAGAUGACGUCAACUCGUCUAAAAUCGGAAGAACUUUAUCGAGAACGUGUCGUCAGUGACAGUCUUUUUGUUGCGCGUACACGUAAUCCAGCGAAUGCGACCUCGAACUCGACGAACGUUCAGUCGCAAAACGAAUCAGUUGAAAAUAUUUCUGUACAAGAUGAUGUAUUCGAAAAUGAAGACUUGUUCGGACCGCCUCCGCUAUCAAAAACUGACUCAAAGUCAGCGAAAUCUAAAGUGUCGUCGCUCUUCGACGAUUCAGAUUCCGGCGACGAAUUAUUCUCCACGACUAGUUCUGGUUCGAGAUCGCAGAAGAGCAGCGAUUUCUUGACUGCCACCGACAAGAUCAAGUCCACAGAAGGAAAAGGACUUUUUGAAGAGGAGAUCGACAUUUUCGAUAAUAAGGACUCACCAGACGUAGAUAUUUUCGGCAUAACGCCGAAGCCUGUAGCUAAGGAGGACACUAAUACUGCUAAUAAGAAACCAUCAGAUAUCCUUGACGACGAUUUGUUCGCAAGUAAUAUUCGAGACACGAUAAUGAAAAGCAGUGACGCGGUGAGAGAACAAAACGUUAUUACGACAAAGAAGAUCAGCUUGUUUGACAAUGACGAUGUCGAAGACGGUGAUUUAUUCGCCACUAAACCUAUUAAAACUAACAAUGACUUCCGUAUUUUCAACGACGAUGAUGAUAACGAUUUGUUUUCUGUAAAGAAACCGAAACCUACCGAUAAAAGGCAGGAGAGCGAUAAACAGUUGUCAAAAAUGUUUGUCGGUGGAACAGACAUUGUGGACCAAAAACUAUCCAUCGAGAAGAAUGAGAACAGUAGCGGCAUUCUUUCGGGAAAUGGAUUAUUCUCAGAAACUAUUGGAUCGCAUGAAUCGAUUUUUGAGGAUGACGAUUAUGAUGAUUUAUUUAGCACUAAAGAUGUAAGCAAAAAACAAAUCAAAACAGAUGAACCAAAAUUGGCAUCGUCGGAGGAUAGGAUAGCAAAAGAAGAUAUUGUUAAGGAUACAAAAUUACAGGAUAAUUCCAAUGUCUUUAUAAAAUCUGAAGAUGCAAGUGCCUCUUCUACUACAUCUGAGAAUAUUAAACAAGUUAACGAUAAAGAUAUAUUUGGAGAUAAUCCCGAGAAACGAAAUGUAGAAAAUUCUGAAUCGGAAAUGAGAAACAAUCCUCCGAAUUCAUUAGAUAUUAAUGUAACAGCUACACAACCGUCGCCCGAAGAGAAUCAGGGAGCGAAACGAUCAGUGUCUGGUAAGAUUAAAAAUUUGAUGGGAAAAAUGGGCGAUCUGAAAAUAAUAUCGCCUAUGGACACACCACCAUUAUGGCGAAGAAGCGAAGAGAAAACAGAUGAGGAAGAUAGUACCGCGGAUAGAGAUAGCGAUGAUGGUGGAUGUAUCAGCACGCAAGGUCAUAGUUCGCCACCGAGUGCAUCUGAAGAUAGCAUUGCUCAAAAGCAAUCGCAAAUAUCGACGAUUUCGGGCGAAAGUAAUGCUGAAAGUGCUAUUAGUUUCGACGAGCCAGCUCAAGUAGAAACGCUGUCUACCGCUUCGAAGACUCGUGUUAGAAUACAAGCAAAACGUCGACCGCAAAGUAGGCAUGCACGGAAGUCUGCCAUCAGACAAAGUGGUAUCGAUUUUGAUGCCGUAGACACUUCCGAGAAUAAUUCACAAGACGAGAGCCAGUUUAAUCAAUCGUCGAGUGCCUACAGCAAAGAGGCCACUGCGGCUGCUAGUAUUAAUGGCGUGCAUACUGCUGCAACCAUCUCCGAUCGCUUAGUUCCAUCAACUACCGACAAUAUUCAUCGAAACAACGACGCGAACAUUUUCCUGGCUGUGGAUGACAGAUCAGAACUUGGGAGCAUAAGUAAAGAGAGUUCAAUGAGCGCCAACAAAAAUACCUUGCUGUCCCCGUCCACGGACGAGGAAGAUUUAUUUGACGUACCUCCAGAUUUACCGGAGGACCCGCAGAAAGAAGAUACGUUAUUCGGAAGGGCACCUAUCCUUUCCCCGGUUGAAAAAGUCAUAUCCGAAAAGCCCCCUGUUGCCUCCGAAACGUUAAAAGACACGCAUAUUAAACCGGGCGUAGUGGACAACGUAGAACAAGAAACAGUAAACACUGCAGAGAAGAUAGAAGAGAGUAGCACAUUGUCUGAAUCAAGAAACUCUUCUGAUGUACAUGAUCCGAUGUUACGUGAAAGUAAUGAAGAACCGAAAUCAGAGAACACCAAUCUGGAGGAUGAAUCUACAGAAAUGAUUGAUCCGUUACGAGAUCAUAGCCACGAUCCCUUAAAGGAUCCCAGUCAGCUAUUUGCUUUUGUUACGAAAACACCGUCUCCGGACAAAGGAAAGAACUUAUUGUUCUCUGAAGAUGAUAGCCUUUUCACUAGUGGUACUAAGAAAUUAGUUGAACAGGCUGCGAAGAAGCCAGCUUUAGACUUGUUUACGGAUGACGCGGAAGGUGAUCUAUUUUCGACGACAUUGGCCGUAAAGAAACCUUUGAAGGAUACUAAGAUUAAUCUGUUCGAUGAAGAAGAUGAAGAUGACAGUUUGUUUGGUCCCGCUUUGAAAAGGUCAGCGCCGAAAAGCGAAUCCGAAAAGAAGUAUGCUGCACAGCAGCCUGUGAAGAAAACAAACUUAUUCGAUGAUGUCGACAACGAUACGAAUAUAUUUUCUGAACAGGCACAGAAGUCCGAUGCUGAAAGCGUUCAAGUACAAUCGAAUAAGAGUGACAUGUUCACAAGUAUCACCGAGCCUGUACGGACUUCUCACAUCACUGAUAUUUUUGCCGAUCAGUCAAGUGGAGACGAUGACAUAUUCGCUAAAAAACCGGCACCGAGAAAAAUCACGGUUACAUCCAAGUCGUUGUUUCCGUCCGAUGAGGACGACGAAGAUGAUCAUAUUUUUGGAAAUAAAUCUACGAACGAGUUACAAAUAAAAUCGUUAGAAGCGCGUAACAGCGCUAUUAAAAAGAUAGUAACAAGAGAUCUAAAAAAGACAGCUAAAAAAAUUGGCCAAGAUCCUUUGAGUCUUCUGUUAGAUGAUUGAACGUUCUUUUUUUCCUCCAAAUUCAAUGUGCUUUGUUUAUUUAAUGUACUGUGUGUCAUAAACCAGAUUGAGAUUCUAACACAUAGAAAUUGAACAUAUGUAAUAUUUUUCAAAUUCUAUAUUGAAUGAAACAGUGAUUCAAAAUGAAGUAUAUGAAUAAAAUCGUUAAUUGUGUAAAUUUAAAUCGUUAUGAAAAAUGCUGCUCGUUAAACGAGUACGGGCACUGUGCAACCAUUAAUGGAGAAAUGAAAGUUCAGUUGUACAUAAGAUGUUUCUUUUUUUAUUCCUCGUGUGAGAAAAAUUUGCCAAAUGCAUAUAUUGAUUUGUAACAUAUACUACCAAAUAUAUUUUACAGUAUUUUUUCACCUUCACUGUUUUAAAUAGAAAUCGUAAAGACGUUAAAACUACAGUAGAAACAUUUUUAUUGAGCACCGAGAACAACGAAUAACAAAAUACAUAUUACAUAAGUAUAAGGUAAUAAUUAAUAAUAUUCGGUUUAUUGUAUUUAUUAUUGUAUAGUCUCUGCAUAAUUAAUUUACAAACAGUGCUUUACACGCGUGCGGCGGACAUUUCCUCUAAUUCUUUAUCUGUUGAUAACACAUGGCAUUCCAGAAUAUAUUGUAUUGUAUUGUAUAUAUGUAUGUUACCCACUCUAAAACAUGUAUUAGGUAUAAAUAAAUUAAUAGAUUAAAUUGUG